Durotheca rogersii is the source of this 2767-nucleotide messenger RNA. Its product is annotated as STE-domain-containing protein. The transcript has 4 exons. NCBI's taxonomy places the organism in Eukaryota, Fungi, Ascomycota, Sordariomycetes, Xylariales, Xylariaceae. Gene Ontology annotation, molecular function: DNA-binding transcription factor activity. Gene Ontology annotation, cellular component: Ste12p-Dig1p-Dig2p complex; nucleus; Tec1p-Ste12p-Dig1p complex. Bases 335 to 2419 code for a protein of 694 amino acids. The record is from RefSeq and is a predicted model, not a curated record. Gene Ontology annotation, biological process: regulation of DNA-templated transcription; sexual reproduction.
UGGUCUUGAUCCUCCGAUUUAGAACCCGAACGCCUAUCAAUUCGCCUGUGGCAAUUGCUGGUAUAAUUUUUGCAACGGACACAUCAGGUUUUGUGCGGGCUGGCCUCGACUCACUGACAAUCCGACGACAUAUACACGACAAGUCUGUCGUGCGUAGUAGCACUUCAGGGCCACCCCCCGCUAGGCAUUUACGCUCGGAAUCUACUUUUUGCCCAUGCAAGUGAAUACGGACGAUCUCACGACCCUCAUCAUUAACAGCUAGAGCCACUACCAGUGGCUGGUGACGGCAAGGGACGAGGAAAAAUCGUCUUUACAAUCAAAGUGUAUAUAUAUCAUGUAUUCACAACAAUCGGCCAUGGGCGCGGCGGCGCCUCAGAAGCCCGAAACCUUUAUGUUGAGCACAGAAGCGCAGCAGGCGUUACCACACGAUGCACAAGUGGCAUUGCAGCAGGUUGAUAAUUUGAAGUACUUUCUUAUCUCGGCGCCGGUCGACUGGCAACCAGAGCAGUAUAUCCGACGCUUCCUAUUACCGACUGGCGAAUAUGUAUCGUGCGUGUUGUGGAACAAUUUGUUCCACAUCUCGGGCACCGACAUUGUGCGGUGCCUUUCGUUUCGAUUCCAGGCCUUUGGCCGCCCCGUUAAGAACUCGAAAAAGUUCGAGGAGGGCAUUUUCUCCGAUCUACGAAAUCUGAAGUCUGGCACCGAUGCGUCCUUGGAAGAACCCAAGAGCCCAUUCUUAGAUUUUCUCUACAAGAACAACUGCAUCCGCACGCAGAAGAAGCAGAAGGUGUUUUAUUGGUAUAGCGUACCGCACGACCGUCUCUUCCUAGAUGCUCUGGAACGGGAUCUUAAGAGGGAAAAGAUGGGGCAGGAGGCCACCACCAUGGCCGUGAGCGAGCCUGCCCUUUCCUUCCAGUACGACUCCUCGCAAUCGCUCUACGAGCAAUUGACGAAAGCCCAACAGGCCAACUCGUCGUCUUUCAAUGCCCAGGUCUCUUAUUCCCAGUCCCAGGCCCCGUCUCCAGUGAUGCGGGCGAUGGACCCCAUGCCCCCGCCGCAAAUGAUCCCCCAGUCCAUGGCCCCUUUAGGAGAUGGGAUGGACCCCAUGAUGCCGUACGGCACCAUGACGGCGAUGGCUCCUAUUCCUCAACAGGUCCCCCAAAUGGUUAAGAGGGAGCCCGAUUUCAGCCGUGUCCAGUACACCCAAAAUGGCGUGCCCGUGACCAUGGCCCACAACCACCAGCGACACGCCUCCAUGCCGCCAUACGGCCUCGAAUAUUCGCCAGCGCCAUCCUUUGCGUCUUCCCACUACGAAGACUACAGCAACCGGGGCAUGUCUUACGAGCCGCUCACUCCUCCUCAGCAAGCUCUCGCAAUCGGACCGGAACCCACUUACGUGGCCAACGAGGAUACAGGUCUAUACUCGGCCAUCCCUGACCCUAUGGGCGGUGUGAACGGGUUGAAUGGAAUUAUGCAACUGCCACCCUCCAACCUUGCCGGGCCUCAGUUCCCGCGCCCCUACGGAGCCAACAACGUCUACUCGGUAAUUGAAGGAUCGCCGACGUACAAGCAGAGAAGGCGGCGUUCGUCCAUCCCUCCUUCGAUAACGGCCAUCGCGGCUGGCGCCAUUCAGACCGGCGCUCACCGGCCAUCGGACCUCCGACGAUCGGUGUCGGUGUCGGUUGGCCCAGUGGCCGAAGGCGACGAGUCUCAGGGCAACUCACCUCCCGGCCUCACGUACACCAACUCUAGCAUCUCCCUAUCCAACCAGCAGCACAUGGACAUGUCGAGGCAUGGCACGCCACUGUCGACGGUAGAAGGCAGCCCGGCCCUCAACCCUAUGUCUCUGCAGCGACAAGAUAUGGUUCAAUUCCCUGGCGACGAGCUGACGGGGGACGGCUCGAUAAGCGAGCAGCGGAUGAUGCAGGCUGGCCCCAACGUGGUACGCCGAGCUCGCUCGGCUACCGUCAUGGAGCUCGGCCCCUACCCGCAAAAAUCUCACUCGUGCCCGAUUCCUACGUGCGGCCGUCUCUUCAAGCGCCUCGAGCACCUGAAGCGACACGUGAGAACGCACACCCAAGAAAGACCCUACAUCUGCCCCUAUUGUAGCAAAGCGUUCUCAAGAUCCGACAACCUAGCACAGCACAAGCGCACCCAUGAUCGCGGCGAGGGGGCUGAGAACGGACUGACCUUGUCCGGCGAGGAAGAAGAAGAAUACUCGGGCGAGGAUCAGCUCGGUUCGCUCGAGGAGGCGUCGCCCAACUCGGAUGCGGGCUACGUUCCGGUGUCGAUGAACUCGAUUGCAACGUCGACGUCGGCGAGCAACAGUCUCGCCGCCGGGGCGGCUCAUUCGUCUUACAAUCCCUUGCAAACGCUGAGCAUGCCGAUGACGAUGAGCGCACCGACAGGGGCGAUGUAACCGCGCCCUGUCGUCUCGAUGAUUUGCAUUCCGGCGAGGUGCCGCUGUCGUAUUGGUCUAGUCACGUCGAGUUUUGCGAUUUCAUGUCACGUAAUGCUUCUAGACUGGGGGUUGUUUGUGGCUAAUGGGGCUUUGGAGUUGUCGAGUCUGUCGCCGCACGCUAGCGAUAUUUCAUUUCUAUUGACAACGAGGGAUACCAAAAAAUUCAAUGCAUUCCAUAGACCUGGUGGCCGAUGAAAGGGUUUCCAGUCGCCUUGUGUAAGGGAGAUAGGCUCUCCCUGGCACAGGUGGUCGGAAGGGACAGCAAACUUGUAUAUAUGUUUUCUUUUACUUCAUUUUCCCUUCUUC